UAGGUCACAUAGGUCAUAAACAAGAAACGUGAAAAUGUGUCAUUUAACUAGAGAUUGAUACUUUUUUCGUUAUUACUUAUAAAAUUUGGAUAUUCUUAGAUCACCAAAGUCAACUAUGCAGAAAUAUGAAAAACUGGAGAAAAUAGGGGAAGGUACGUAUGGUACUGUGUUCAAAGCAAAGAACAAAGAGAAUCACGAAAUAGUAGCUUUAAAGCGGGUGCGCCUCGAUGAUGAUGAUGAGGGCGUGCCAAGCUCUGCAUUGCGAGAGAUCUGUCUUCUCAAGGAGCUCAAACACAAGAACAUUGUCAGGUUGACAGAUGUUUUGCACAGUGAACGUAAACUCACGCUUGUCUUCGAGUAUUGUGACCAGGAUCUGAAGAAGUACUUUGACAGUUGCAAUGGUGAAAUUGAGGCUGAGGUUGUGAAGUCAUUCCUGUACCAGUUGCUCAGAGGUCUGGCAUUCUGCCACAGCCACAAUGUUCUUCACAGGGACCUCAAACCACAGAACCUACUUAUCAACAAG
This is a messenger RNA of Priapulus caudatus, 523 nucleotides long. Its product is annotated as cyclin-dependent-like kinase 5. NCBI's taxonomy places the organism in Eukaryota, Metazoa, Priapulida, Priapulimorpha, Priapulimorphida, Priapulidae. Gene Ontology annotation, biological process: protein phosphorylation; neuron apoptotic process; synaptic vesicle transport. Gene Ontology annotation, cellular component: nucleus; cytoplasm. Gene Ontology annotation, molecular function: cyclin-dependent protein serine/threonine kinase activity; ATP binding. The record is from RefSeq and is a predicted model, not a curated record.